Salvia miltiorrhiza (redroot sage) is the source of this 4737-nucleotide messenger RNA. RefSeq lists its product as uncharacterized. Gene Ontology annotation, biological process: DNA repair; telomere maintenance. The coding region runs from base 238 to 4737 and encodes 1499 amino acids. Gene Ontology annotation, molecular function: DNA helicase activity. The transcript is spliced from 6 exons. The record is from RefSeq and is a predicted model, not a curated record. NCBI's taxonomy places the organism in Eukaryota, Viridiplantae, Streptophyta, Magnoliopsida, Lamiales, Lamiaceae.
UGUAAUAAAGGCUCAUUUUUUCUCAUCUGCAGAUUCACUUACAGUGCUCAUAUUAGCAAAUCUCAGAAGCUUAUAUUACUCAAGAACAGUAAAGUUGAAGUUUCUUUACUUUUAACCAUUUUUGUUGUGAAAGUGAUUAUAUUAUUCUUCACCUUUUUUUUAUACGAGUUUUUUUAUUGAGGAAUUUUUUUUAUAAAUUUUUACUAAUUUUUUCACAUAUUUUACAGGUGAUUCUAAAUGAGAAAGCUAACAAAAUCGUUGAAGAUUACUGGCGUCAGAUCAAAUGCAGAAAAUUCUACUGAUGUUGAAAGGUCUAUCUCUUCAAAUGUUGUGGAGAAUGUAGAUAGUGUUGUUGAUUUUGAAGACAAUGGUUCGAAAUUUAUCAUUAUUGAUAAAUUUAAAAAGCAAAAGAGAUCUUUUUGUGUAUCUUCAUCUCCAAGUGAUAAUUCCAUUAUUGAUCGUCGCAAGAAGAAGAAAGUUGAAAGUCAAGAAUAUUGGGAUAUUGGAGAUGUUGUUCAUGAAUGUGAACAUUGUUUUGCAUUUUUUUGGUAUGAAGAAAGAUUGGCGAAGACUGUUAAUUCUACAAAACCCAAAUAUUCAUUGUGUUGCAUGCAUGGAAAAAUUGAACUUCCAAAAGCUAUGUGUCCGCCAAAAGUAUUAUAUGAUCUUAUUUUUGGAAAUAAUGCCAAAAGUAAGCAUUAUCUCCAAAAUAUUAGAUCUUAUAAUAAUAUGUUUGGAUUCACAUCAAUGGGUGGUAAAAUUGAUCACUCGAUAAAUCAAGGCAAUACCCCUCCGAUUUUUCGAUUGCAUGGGCAAAACUAUCAUCUCAUUGGUAGUUUGAUGCCUAUGGAAGGUUGUCCUCCAAAGUUUGCGCAGUUGUAUAUCUAUGACACAGAUAAUGAAGUUCACAAUAGAAUACUUUCAGUGAGGGAUGUUGGAAAUUUUAAUGAAUUACAUACUGAAAUUGUGCGUGAUUUGCAAGCAAUGCUUGAUGAACAAAAUGUGUUGGCGAAGUCAUUUAGGAUGGCUAAGGAUCGAUUAAGGGAUGCAAUCCAGCCAGAUGUGAAAUUGAGAUUGAUUAGUGAAAGAGGGAAAGAUGCUCGAACUUAUAAUUUGCCGUCUACGUCCGAAGUAGCUGCACUUAUUGUUGGAGACAUAGAUGAUUCAAUGGGCAAUAGAGAUAUUGUUAUUGAGUUCAAGAGUGGAAAAUUGAAACGAAUUAAUGAGCUUCAUCCAUCGUAUCUUGCAUUACAAUAUCCAUUGUUGUUUCCAUAUGGAGAAGAUGGGUAUAAAUGUGACAUUCCAUUUGCAAAGGGUGUUGAAGAAAGCAAAUUUUCGCGGAAGAAAAUAAGUGUGAAGGAAUUUUUGGCCUAUCGAUUGCAUGAAAGACGUGGAGAAUUUUCUAUAUUGUUCUAUUGUCGACGUUUGUUUCAGCAGUUUAUUGUUGAUAGUUACACUAUGGUGGAAGCUGGUAGAUUGAACUUUUUUCGUUAUAAUCAAAAUAAAUUGCGAUGUGAUAUGUAUAAAGGUUUAGCAGAUGCUUUGAUACGAGGUGAGAGGGAUCCAGCUAUGCAGGGAAAACGAGUGAUUUUGCCGUCUUCUUUCAUUGGUGGUGCACGAUAUAUGAUUCAAAAUUACCAAGAUGCUAUGACUAUUUGUAGUUGGGCUGGAUAUCCGGAUUUGUUUAUCACUUUUACUUGCAAUCCAAAGUGGCCAGAGUUAGUUAGAUAUCUUGAUGCUAAAGGUCUAAAGUCAGAGGAUCGGCCCGAUAUAGUUUCCAGAGUUUUCAAAAUAAAGUUAGACAAUCUAAUUCAUAGUGUUCGCAAUGAUCGAGUAUUCGGUGUGGUCCGAGCAGUUGUUUACACAAUUGAAUUCCAAAAACGAGGAUUGCCACAUGCGCAUAUUUUGCUAUUUAUGGCAAAAGAGGAUAAACAUCCUGAUGCUGAAGAUAUAGAUAAGAUCAUUUCAGCGGAAAUUCCAGAUCCAAUAGAUGAUGCUCAAUAUUAUGAAGCUGUUAAAGAAUUCAUGGUUCAUGGUCCAUGUGGUGCCCUCAGAAUUUCAUCGCCGUGUAUGAUGAAUGGUCGUUGUACGAAGUAUUUUCCAAAGAAAUAUGUUGAUGCAACAACUGUUGAUGAUGACGGAUAUCCUGUAUAUAGAAGGCGGAAUAAUGGGCGCGUUAUAUUGAAGAAUGGUAUAUCUUUGGACAAUAGAUAUGUUGUGCCUCACAAUCGUGGUUUGCUUUUGAAGUAUGGUGCUCAUAUUAAUGUAGAAUGGUGUAAUCAAUCACGAUCGAUCAAGUAUUUAUUCAAGUAUAUUAAUAAAGGCAAUGAUCGUGUUACUGCAUCAUUUUAUAAUUCAAGCGAAGAAGAUGAUGAAGGGAGGGGCAUAGAUGAGGUGAAUCAGUAUUAUGAUUGUAGAUACAUCUCACCAUGUGAAGCUGCUUGGAGAGUAUUUGGAUUUGAAAUCCAAUACAAAAAACCUUCUGUGGAGAGAUUGAGUUACCAUUUACCUGGUGAGCAUGCGGUUAUAUUUUCAGAGGCAGAUCGGCUUGAAAAUAUUUUGAAUAGGGAAACUAUUCAUGAAAGUAUGUUCUUAGGUUGGUUUGAAGCAAACAAAAUGUAUGCAGAAGCUAAGGAGUUUACAUAUCCUGAAUUUCCUACAAAAUUUGUUUGGAAAAUUACGGAAAAUCAUCGGAGAUGGGAACCAAGGAAACAAGGAGUUUCUAUAGGUAGAUUGUAUUAUGUUCCACCAGGUUCGGGUGAAUCAUUUUACUUAAGAUGUUUGUUGAAUAUUGUUCGAGGUGCGACUUCUUAUGAGGAUAUUAGAUGUGUAAAUGGUGUACAAUAUUCAACAUUUCGUGAGGCUUGCUAUGCUUUGGGUUUGUUAGAAGAUGAUAAAGAAUAUAUUGAUGGGAUUGUUGAAGCAAGUAAUUGGGCUUCUGCUUCAUCUUUGAGAAGGUUAUUUGUGACGUUGCUUACUUCAAGUUCCAUGAGUCGGCCUGAAAAUGUGUGGAGCAGUACUUGGAAUUUAUUAGGCGAUGAUAUCUUAUAUCAACAGAGAUUGGUAUUACGAUAUCCAGAUUUGAAGCUUACAGAUAUUGAAAUUCAAAAUUUUACAUUGGUUGAAAUUGAGAAGUUAUUGGGUGAGCUUGGUAAGAGUUUGCGUGAUUUUGAAACAAUGCCAUUUCCAUCUUCGGAAUUCUUGGAUAUGAGCAAUGAUAGGUUGAUCUAUGAUGAGUUAGCAUAUGAUCGUGAACAAUUGGCUAAAGAUCAUCUUGAAUAUCUUGAGAAAUUUACUGAUGAGCAGCAUGGAGUUUACAAUACAAUUAUGACUUCAGUGGAAUCUGAGUUUGGUGGUAUAUUUUUUGUGUAUGGGUAUGGAGGAACUGGAAAAACUUUUAUAUGGAAGUCAUUGUCUGCUGCUAUUCGUUCAAAGGGGGAAAUUGUUUUGAAUGUUGCAUCAAGUGGAAUUGCUUCAUUGCUAUUGCCAGGUGGAAGAACAGCGCAUUCACGUUUCAAGAUUCCUAUUAGUAUUAAUGAGGAUUCUAUGUGUAAUAUAAAACCAGGAAGUCCGUUGGCAGAGCUAAUUUUGAUGGCAAAGCUUAUUAUAUGGGAUGAAGCUCCUAUGGUGCACAAGUAUUGUUUUGAAGCAUUAGACAGAAGUAUUCGUGAUAUAAUGCGAGUUCGUGAUGAAUCAAGGUUAGAUGUGCCAUUUGGUGGUAAAACUGUUGUACUUGGUGGUGAUUUUCGGCAAAUAUUACCUGUUAUCCCUAAAGGUAAUAGGCAUGAUAUAGUUAAUGCAACGAUCAAUUCAUCUUACCUUUGGAACAGUUGCAAAGUGUUGAGGUUGACAAAGAAUAUGCGUUUACGACAAGUGUCUGAGAAUAUGGCCACUGAAUUGGAAGAAUUUUCGAGUUGGAUAGCUGAUGUUGGAGAUGGAUUAAUUGGGAGUUGUGGUGAUGGUGUUUCUGUGAUUAGAUUACCUGACGAUAUUGUGCUUAAGAGUAAUGAUGAUCCGUUAAGAACUAUCGUAUCUAGCACAUAUCCGUUGUUCCAUAGUGAUAACUCUGAUUUGUCUUACUUGGAUAAUAGGGCAAUACUUGCUCCUACUUUAGAUGUAGUUCAUUCCAUUAAUGAAUACAUGAUUAAUUUCAGGGGUGGAGAUGGUAAAAUGUACUUUAGCUCAAACAGUUCUUGCAGAUCUGAUUCAGGUAGCAGCUUGAUCAACGAUAUUCACACUCCUGAGUUUUUGAAUAGUUUGAAGUGUUCUGGUUUACCAAAUCAUGAAUUGUUCUUGAAAGUUGGGACUCCAGUAAUGUUGUUGAGAAAUAUUGAUCAUCAUAAUGGGUUGUGUAAUGGCACUCGACUUGUGAUUACAAGGUUGGGUUCUCAUAUGUUGGAGGGAAAAUUACUAAGUGGUCACAAUGUUGGCCAAUUAGUUUUGAUCCCUAGGCUCAAUAUGAUACCUUCUGAUAUAAGAUUGCCUUUCAAAUUUCAAAGACGACAAUUUCCAUUGGUUGUUUCAUAUGCAAUGACCAUUAAUAAAAGUCAAGGACAAUCAUUGGCACAUGUGGGCUUGUAUUUGAAGAAACCUGUGUUCAGCCAUGGUCAACUUUAUGUUGCUAUCUCAAGGGUCACCAGUCGACAAGGUUUGAAAAUAUUGGUAUGUGGUGAUAGUGAUGAAGAAUGUAAUAGUACUGAUAAUGUAGUUUAUAAAGAAGUUUUUCGAAAUUUGUAA